Molecule: messenger RNA, 868 nt
Organism: Clupea harengus (Atlantic herring)
Lineage: Eukaryota; Metazoa; Chordata; Actinopteri; Clupeiformes; Clupeidae
Product: CD209 antigen-like
Exons: 8
Coding region: 20-868 (282 amino acids)
Cellular component (GO): plasma membrane
Source: RefSeq, a predicted model, not a curated record
UACAAACUUGUCAUUAAAGAUGUCCGGUGAAAAUCAGGCAAAAGGGAAUGCUCAGAGUUCUAAGAAAGCAAAUUGUUGCCAGUUAACCGUGGAUGAGGUGGGUCUCCUGAAACUGAAGUUAACCAUCCUGGCCGUCCUCUGUGUCAUCCUUGGAGCUUUUCUUGUGGCUUUUCAAGUGCUUUCUUUCAUGAGGGUGGAGAAUGCAGAAACUGAAAGGAUGUUAAUUGAGCAGAAAAACAGAAAUGAUGAUCUCACCAAGGAGAACACAAAGCUGAAGACUGGGCUACAAGAAACUGAAAGGAUGUUAAUUGAGCAGAAAAACAGAAAUGAUGAUCUCACCAACGAAAUCACAAAGCUGAAGAAUGAGCUACAAGGAGGGAAGUGUGCGGAUGGCUGGCAGUACUUUGAUGGAUCAUGUUACCACUUCUCCACUGAUACGAAGAACUGGACUGAGAGUAGAGAUGCCUGUGUGACUAUGGGAGGACACCUGGUCAUCAUAAACAGUCAACAAGAACUGGAUUUCCUGAACGCCAGACGGGAGAUGGGAGAUGGGCGGUCCCAGCGAGAUUUCCACUGGAUUGGUUUAACUGAUGCUGAGGAAGAGGGCGAAUGGCGCUGGGUGGACAACACACCCCUCACAGACCCAAAGUUGGUACAACCCAAACAUACUGUACUUACCUUUGUUUCAGCUCAAUACAAUUCACAUUCAACACAAUUUCACUGGUUUUGGGGCAUAAACCAGCCAGAUAACUACAAGGAAUGGGGUCCACAAGACUGUGCCAUGAUUUUUGCAGGAAAGUUGUAUGACGAAACCUGUCGCUCACUUAAAAGAAUCUGUGAGACUAAAAGCUGUAUGGCCGGGGUUUAA